Molecule: messenger RNA, 6885 nt
Organism: Engraulis encrasicolus (European anchovy)
Lineage: Eukaryota; Metazoa; Chordata; Actinopteri; Clupeiformes; Engraulidae
Gene: atp9b
Product: ATPase phospholipid transporting 9B
Exons: 29
Coding region: 1-3402 (1133 amino acids)
Biological process (GO): phospholipid translocation; endocytosis; retrograde vesicle-mediated transport, Golgi to endoplasmic reticulum
Cellular component (GO): endosome; trans-Golgi network; plasma membrane
Molecular function (GO): ATPase-coupled intramembrane lipid carrier activity; magnesium ion binding; ATP binding
Source: RefSeq, a predicted model, not a curated record
AUGGCUGACAGCAUCCCGUUAAAUCCAGUGCGGAAAAACUCGAAGAAAAUUGCGUAUUACAAUGCUGCCAGCUCUACUAGGUACCAGUCAGAAGACGAGCCCUCCAAUCUAGACGAGAUGCCACUGAUGAUGUCUGAGGAAGGCUUUGAGAACGAGGAGAGCGACUAUCACACGCUGCCCCGCGCCCGCCUCGGCCACAGGCGCAGAGGCCUGGCCUGGUUCCUGUGCGGGGGCUGGAAAGUCCUUUGUGGGAGCUGCUGCGACUGCCUUUUCUACUUCUGCCGGCGAAAGAAGGUGCUGAAGGCCCGCACCGUCUGGCUGGGCUGCCCAGAAAAGUGCGAGGAGAAGCACCCCAAAAACGCCAUCAAGAACCAGAAGUACAACUUCAUCACCUUCAUGCCAGGGGUUCUCUACCAGCAGUUCAAGUUCUUCCUGAACUUGUACUUCCUGGUGGUCGCAUGUUCGCAGUUUGUACCAUCUUUGAAGAUCGGCUUCUUGUACACCUACUGGGCACCACUGGGCUUUGUUCUGGCGGUGACUAUGAUGAGGGAGGCGGUGGACGAGGUGCGCCGCUACAGGAGAGACAAGGAGAUGAACUCCCAGCUCUACGGCAAGCUCACCGUUAGAGGUAAAGUCCAAGUGAAAAGCUCAGAUAUCCAAGUUGGCGACCUCAUCAUUGUUGAAAAGAAUCAGAGGAUUCCGGCUGAUAUGGUCUUCCUGAGGACCUCAGAGAAAACAGGAUCAUGUUUCAUCCGCACCGAUCAGCUGGAUGGGGAGACGGACUGGAAGCUGAAAGUGGCUGUGGCCUGCACACAGAGGCUACCGUCCUUAGGGGACCUUUUCUCCAUCAAGGCCUAUGUCUACGCCCAGAAACCCCAGCUGGAUAUCCACAGCUUCGAAGGCAACUUCACCAGGGAGGACUGUGAUCCAGCUGUCCAUGAGAGCCUCAGUAUUGACAACACUCUGUGGGCCAGCACUGUGGUGGCUUCAGGCACUGUGAUCGGGGUGGUCAUCUAUUCUGGCAAGGAGACCAGAAGUGUGCUGAAUACUUCACAGUCGAAGAAUAAGGUGGGCCUACUGGACCUGGAGCUGAACCGGUUGACCAAGGCCCUGUUCCUGGCCCAGGUGGUGCUGUCCGUCGUCAUGGUAGCGCUGCAGGGCUUUGUCGGGCCCUGGUUCCGGAACCUCUUCCGAUUCGUCGUCCUCUUCUCUUACAUCAUCCCCAUCAGCCUGCGUGUGAAUCUGGACAUGGGCAAGUCUGCGUACGGCUGGAUGAUUAUGAAGGACGAGCACAUCCCGGGCACUGUGGUGCGGACUAGCACCAUCCCAGAGGAACUGGGCCGCCUCGUCUACCUGCUCACCGACAAGACAGGCACGUUGACGCAGAACGAGAUGAUCUUUAAACGGCUGCACCUGGGCACCGUCUCGUACGGAACGGACACAAUGGAUGAAAUCCAAAACCACAUCGUUCAGUCCUAUGCUCAGCCCAGUAGUGGUGGAGGCAGUGGAGGCAGUGGCGGUACCUCUGGUUCUGGGUCCACUGCCUCCGGUACCAAGGCCCAGCAGCCGGCGGCACCCAAGGUCCGCAAGAGCGUCAGCAGCCGCAUCCACGAGGCGGUGAAGGCCAUCGCCCUGUGCCACAACGUCACGCCCGUCUACGAGUCCCGAGCCGCCAACGGGGCCAGCGGGGAGACGGAGGCAGCCGAGGCCGACCAGGACUACAGCGACGACAACCGCACCUACCAGGCCUCCAGCCCAGACGAGGUGGCGCUGGUGCGUUGGACGGAGAGCGUGGGCCUGACGCUGGUGAACCGUGACCUGACCUCGCUGCAGCUGAAGACGCCGUCGGGCCAGAUCCUGACCUACUACAUCCUGCAGAUCUUCCCCUUCACCUCCGAGAGCAAACGCAUGGGCAUCAUCGUCAGGGAGGAGGCCACAGGUGACAUCACGUUCUACAUGAAGGGUGCUGACGUUGCCAUGGCGAGCAUUGUGCAGUACAACGAUUGGCUGGAGGAAGAGUGUGGGAACAUGGCCAGGGAGGGCCUCCGUACUCUUGUGGUGGCCAAGAAGUCUUUAUCUGAGGAACAGUAUCAGGACUUUGAGAGCCGCUACACCCAGGCCAAGUUGAGUCUUCAUGACCGUGCGCUGAAGGUGUGUGCGGUGGUGGAGAGCCUUGAGAGGGAGAUGGAGCUCCUGUGCCUGACGGGGGUGGAGGACCAGCUACAGGCUGACGUCAGGCCCACGCUGGAGCUGCUACGCAACGCUGGCAUCAAGAUCUGGAUGCUGACGGGGGAUAAGCUGGAGACGGCCACCUGCAUCGCCAAGAGCUCCCAUCUGGUCUCCAGGAGCCAGGACAUCCACGUCUUCAAACCGGUGUCCAACAGGAGUGAAGCCCAUCUAGAGCUGAAUGCCUUCAGGAGGAAGCAUGACUGUGCCCUGGUCAUCUCUGGAGACUCCCUGGAGGUGUGUCUGCGCUACUACGAGCAUGAGUUUGUGGAGCUGGCCUGCCAGUGCCCAGCGGUGGUCUGCUGCCGCUGCUCCCCCACCCAGAAGGCCCAGAUCGUACGCCUGCUGCAGCAGCACACCAACAACCGCACCUGCGCCAUAGGAGAUGGUGGGAAUGACGUCAGUAUGAUCCAGGCGGCAGACUGUGGGAUUGGCAUUGAGGGGAAGGAGGGGAAGCAGGCGUCUCUGGCGGCCGACUUCUCCAUCACCCAGUUCAAGCACAUCGGGCGUCUGCUGAUGGUCCACGGCAGGAACAGCUACAAGCGCUCGGCCGCCCUGGGCCAGUUCGUCAUGCACCGAGGCAUGAUCAUCUCCACCAUGCAGGCAGUGUUUUCCUCAAUUUUCUACUUCGCCUCUGUGCCCUUAUACCAAGGCUUUCUCAUGGUCGGCUAUGCCACCAUCUACACCAUGUUCCCGGUCUUCUCGCUGGUGUUGGACCAGGAUGUGAAGCCUGAGAUGGCCCUGCUCUACCCAGAGCUCUACAAGGACCUCACCAAGGGUCGUUCCUUAUCUUUCAAGACAUUCCUCAUUUGGGUGUUGAUAAGUGUGUACCAAGGUGGCAUCCUGAUGUACGGGGCGCUGCUGCUCUUCGAGUCGGAGUUUGUGCACGUGGUGGCCAUCUCCUUCACGGCGCUGGUGCUGACGGAGCUGCUGAUGGUGGCCCUGACCGUGCGCACCUGGCACUGGCUCAUGGUGCUGGCCGAGUUCUUCAGCCUGGGCUGCUACCUGGCCUCCCUGGCCUUCCUCAACGAGUACUUUGAUUUGGGCUUCAUCACCACCAAGGCCUUCCUGUGGAAAGUGUCGGCCAUCACGGUGGUGAGCUGCCUGCCCCUCUACAUCAUCAAGUACCUCAAGAGGAAGUUCUCGCCGCCCAGCUACUCCAAGCUCUCCUCCUGAACCACAGACAGAGACACGGAGAGAGAAGGCAGGGUGACCUGUCCUGUCGACAUGGCCUACCCACCCAUCGAGCUGCGCUACCGUACGCUACAAACUGCUCCUGGACCGUUUGUUAAGUUUUGGGGAAUGGUGUUGGCUUCAGUUGCUGUAAAGGAUUCAUUUGGCACGGGCCGAAAAGCCUCUCCCCAUUUGUUAACACAGUGCACGGGUUGUAGCUCAUGUCGACAUUGCAAGGAUCCCCUACUUCCUGCUUUCUCCUGGCACAAGACAUGGCGAAUAGUUAUGGCACAUGUAUACUGUACACCCUCGUCGCAACACUGGAACAGAACAAAAACCUGGAUGGGUGUGGGGGUUGGGGGUGGGAGUGGCUGACUGUCAGGCAGGCAAUGCCAUGAUGGAGAUUGGUGGGACCACGUGGGUUAUUUCAUACACUUGAAAAAAAAAGACUGAAGCACUCGCAAUUGUAGGAUGGAGAGACAUUGAGAACAGUCGGAUGAUGGGAAGAAAGAUAGGGAAGCCUGGUGACAUGGUUGAAAAUGGCCUUUUUUUCUUUAACACACAAAAAAGAAAUUGAAUGUGUUGAGCUGCUGAACUUUCUGCUCUCCUCUCCUGGGGUGCAUUUCUGGAAACCAAAGUUGCUCACUUUAUUAGCAACUUUGCUGUUUGCGGUGCAAUUUCCCAUUGGCAACUACUGAAGUUGCGAACUGCUAACAACUACGCUUUCCAGAAAUGCACCCCGGUCCUCUAGUCUAGUCUGACCAACACCCCGCCCACCCACUGUCCCACUGACCUCCUCCUCCUUUUUUGCAUAUGCGCUACUUGAAUCUGUUUUAAGUCAUGGGGCUGAAUUUGAGUGUACCUACCUUUUUUAUGAUCCUGUUGGACAGCUUUUUUUGUAGAACCGUAACCAGCCCCCUGCUGCUUGGAGCCAAGCACAGCACACAGACUUUUGCAGCACACCUGCACAUGAAAACGGCUCGGACAAAACAAAACAAAACCAACAACAAAAAAAAGAACGACCAUAAGCCAUGUACGUACACGGCUCUGAACUUUGGAUUUGCAGCACACCUGCACCUGAAAAUGGCUCGGAUGAAACACACACAAACACACACAAAAUAGAAACAGAUGUAAGCCAUGUGGCUUUUGGACUUGCAGAACACCUGCACCUGAAAAUGGCUUUGACCUAACAGACACACACAAAAAGAGAAAAAAAAAUCUCUGAACUGUGACCUAUCUCUGACCAGCGGUAGGUCAAUCAGAAUUCUCACCGCACCUGUGGACAUGGCAAGACAGUGGUUGUCUCUCUCUCUUUUUUUUCCCAAAAAGAGUAAACGUCUGCACAUCCCUCCGGCUGACCAGGUGCAUUACAAAUGAUGUUUAGUCCACAAUGAAGAAAGCAAAGGCUGCAACACUAUGUGAAGUGCAGUAUUUUUGGGGGGUUUGUUUUUUAGUAAGCAACGCUUCUUCCUCAGGCAGAAUGCAAUGACGAAACUUUGCUUUCUAACAAUAAAAACGGGAGUUUGAGCAGUGUGGCAGACUUUGUUGGAAUUUUUUGUUCUUUUUUUUUCUUUUUUUUUUGGUCUCUUGUACAAAGAAAACAAAGUUGGCAACACUACAUUACCUUUUAUUAUUAUUCCAAAUCAAGGUUGCUUCCUCAGGCAGAAUGCAAUGGCAAAUCGCUGCUUAAUGAUAAUAAUAAUAAAACACAGGAGUGUUGUGGACUUUGCGUUCUUUAUCGUUUCUUUUUUGGCCUCUUGUACGCAUCCCUCUGCUUCUGCGCAACACACAACUGUUCACCAGCUGAGAUGACUGCGACUUCCAAAACACAUGCUCUGCCACCAGACGCCCACCAGCAGCAUUUGUUUCUUCUUUUUCUCUUUUUUUUUGGAACUUCUCGAUGUUUUAUUUGUUCCAGGAACAGUGUCCUUCCUUUUCUGCCUUGUUUUUUUUUUUCCAAUGGAUGUACAGAUCUGGUGUGUUUGUACACUAGACACUGAGACUUGCGUUUGAACAAUUCUGUGCUAUGACACAUCCUUUACAGUACAUCUCCUUUUGACGUCAAUCAUUCCCCCCUUUCUCUCUCAGACGAUGACCUCUUUCUUUUUAAUGAUUGUGGCGAAAUGAACAAAGUUUGUCUGGUUGGCGCAGUGGAACUAGCUGCCUAUGUACAAUCCUGCUACAGCGAUGACACAAGCAUUGUUUGUUCGGUGUUUUUAUUUUUACUAUGGUGAUUUUCAGUGUUUCUUAGCUUUUUGCCUCUUGUCUCAAUCUUAGUCAUUACCAAAAAAAAGAACAUCCCAUCAUUUCAACUUACUGUAGAUGUGGCAAAUGUCAUGCCUUCAAUCAGUUAAAAAAAAAAAAAAAGGUGUAUCCUCAGUGCAGCAUGUGCCAUGGAUGGUUGGUCGUUUCUUUUGUGGAUUCAGCUUAUUUUGUUGUUUUAUAUUCUAUUUUAAUUGUAGUGAUUGUUUCGUUGCUAACAUAACCUUGUAAUGUACUGUCUGCUUUGCUGGUUAACAGUCCAGCGGACACAAGUAUUUGUUAGGAUGAGUUUUAUCAUUCAUAACAUUGUUUCCAUGCUACUGAUUUUGUUUGUGUGUUCGACAACUUGAACAUAACACCUAUUUAAUACUUAUUUGUGUGAAUGGACUAAGAGGGAGUGAUUGUGUGCAUGCAUGUGUGUGUGGGUGUGUGUGUGUGUGUGUGUGUGCGCGCGUGCAAAUGUAGUAUGUGCAUUGUGUAGACGUGCCAUACGUUGACAUCACAUUUCAGUUGCACUAAGUUGCACUCUGUUUGCUCUGACCUUUUGUUUUUAUUUCCUAUUUCUCCAUAACCUACUGCAUUGGUUCCCAAACUAGGGGUCGGGAAUAGUCUUAAGUCCAAAAGAACAGCUCUUUUCCAAAAUUAGAUCUAUCCAUUUUAUAGAAUGUUGGGAAAUUGACAUUUUUGUAUUGGGUAUUCCAUUGAAAUGCAUUGCAAAAUGCAUUUUUAUAGAGGUUUUAAAGUAUGUUCUCAAAACAUUUGAAUGGCAAGAAUUCACACAUAGAUGAUAAGACCUCUUAACAGUCAAUUCCAAUAUUAAAAUGCAAAAAGUCAAAAAUGGUGGAUAUAGCGUUUUGGAAAAGACCUCUUUAAAGUUUAGGAACCACUGCACUGACCUACUGUAUCUGCCCAGCAAGGCAGCAGCCUUCGUGCAUCUGUUGUUUAUAACGUGUCAAAAGAUUUGUUUAUUGUUGUCUUUGUUUGUUUGUUUCGCUUUCAAUCCAAACACUGAAUGCGUCAAUCACACAGCAGUUUACUCCAGGAGUGUCCCAGGUAAUAUGGCAACUACGAUUCUGUACACAAGAUUCACUGCUUUUUAUACGUGAGCUUGCAUUCCAUGAUGUCUUUUGCUGUUUUUCUCUUUUUUUAAUGAAGGAAGCUGUAUGUCGAGUUCUGUUUCAUGUUUCAUUGUGAGUAAUAAAAGAGCAAUAACUUUAUGUAUCA